This is a messenger RNA of Hymenoscyphus albidus, 967 nucleotides long. The record is from the annotation of a GenBank genome assembly. Lineage: Eukaryota; Fungi; Ascomycota; Leotiomycetes; Helotiales; Helotiaceae.
AUGCUUGCGAUGGGCCAAAAUCCUGAAAAUACUGAAUUCUGGCUCAAUAAUAGACGGAGAAAUUUUGAUCGGACGAAGAUUGCAAGCAACACCAACAGAAUGAUCAGAAAUCCUUCCUCUGAUCGAGUAUCCAGAAAAAGGAUGCGCACUACCCGGUCUUCCGCAGAUGAUCACGAAAUAAUCCGGCGAAGCCAUAAAAGUCAAGGAAUAACAGGCUUUGCAGAUACCAUUAAGAGAGCGAUGGAUCCCCGAGAACAGCCACAAGCCGGUAAGUUACCAAUAUCAUCUUGCAAGAUAUAUGAUUGCAAUCAUUCUAAGCUUUUGGGCACAUUGCUUAGACAUAAAAGGAGAGGUAUGCGGCGAAGCUUUUGGAACCCCUUCGACGAGACCAGAGCCCUUGGCGGAAUACGUCAACGGAUAUCAAUCAACAUCCUCUUCAUCGACACCCUCCGACUCGCAGCCCCAAACGUCAGACGACGAAAUGACAACCCCCGCCUCACUAGAAUUUAGAGCCCCCGGUGAUAUAGCUGAAGAACCCAUUUCCAAAGACGCAUUCUCGUGGUACGUUACAGAUUUCAACAAGGACGACUGGGAGGACAUCCCCAAUGGCAUGACCCUUGGAGGUCGCGCGAGCUGUUGUGGUAUUCUAGCCUUGAGUCGUGCCUUCAAAGAACAAUACCCCAACGAGCCAUAUGGAUACCAAGAUCCAGAGGAACUGUUGAAUAUUUAUGACCAGGUCACUCCAAAUUACCGGGAAAAUGUAAAUGCAUCGGACCAAGAGAUGCAGGCUUUAGUAGAUAGUUUGACGGGAGGAAGUUUUGCAUUGGUGGUUGCCCAGUUUCAGAGCAGUGAUUUUACAGAGAGGGCGAGGAGGAUUGGUAGUGACGAGGAGCAGGAGAAGUGUAGGAAAAAUCUGUAUUUGAGACAUAUACCUGGCCAUUGGGAGCCGAUGAGGAGGAUUCGAUAG